This is a messenger RNA of Cyclocybe aegerita, 1098 nucleotides long. The record is from the annotation of a GenBank genome assembly. NCBI's taxonomy places the organism in Eukaryota, Fungi, Basidiomycota, Agaricomycetes, Agaricales, Hemipholiotaceae.
AUGAAUGCCACCACUGCGCCCCCUCCCCCGCUUCCAAAUCCCUUCACUCCGAUGGCCUUCCUGCCACCAGAUUUGGCGUAUCAGUACACCAUCUCCACGUACGUUUACGUGGGCACUUUGGGGGUAACUAUCUCAAUGGACCUUCGUUUAUCCCUCAACUACCUGGUCGUUGUUCGAUACCCUGUCAGGCUCCCUGGGUUAGUCUACCUGUUUUCGAGAAUGGCGGCCCUCGCUUGCAUCCUCUCUGCCGUCAUCUACCUAACCGCUCCAGUGGGCAUCCCGUGUCGCCUCUUCAGCAAGGUCGUUGACUGGCUGUUUGCCGUCGCCGUGCCAUCAACGUCUCUUCUCUUCCUCUUCCGCGUUCUUGCCAUAUUCGACCGGAACAAGUUCGUUUGCGCCUUCUUUAGCAUCAUGUGGCUUUGCGUUGUGGCAGGCGCCAUCACGCCCACUCAAGGUCUCAUCGGCGCUAAUAUUGGGCCUACCAAGUAUUGCAUUUACGUGAAGGUGGAGGAGUACGUCGGAGCGGCUGCGAUUAUCCCCCUCGUGAACGACACGCUUGUCUUCCUGGCGAUCUCUUGGAAGUUGAUGCGCAAUGCGCACACAUCGGCCCAUCCGCUGCGAGGAAACCUCAGUCUUCGGGCGCUCCUUCGAGGAGACUACUUACCUGCUUUUUCACGGGGGCUUCUACAGGACGGCCAGGCGUACUAUCUGACCACGGUCAUUACCAAAUUAAUGACUGUGAUCAUAUUCUACUUCACCUUGGUGCCCGCGGUGUAUCGGGCUAUGUUCGCAGUGCCCAACGCGGUGGUGAUGAACAUGAUGGCGUGCCGUGUGUACAGGCGCACAAAGUUGGCUCGCUACAGAGAGCUGAAGACCCCGAGCAGCAACCUGUCGUCUGCGAUGCCCAAUGACAGGGCGGUAAUCCCUCUUGCCUUCCCACCAAAUAGGAACAAUGCCAAUUUGAAGCAGUUGGGUGAAGUCGACGGCAAGCGCCGCCCAAUCGAAGAGAUCAAGAUAGUCAAGACGGUGGAGCACGACGGCGCUCCGUUCAAUGAAGAGAAAGGGCAUCUGAACGGCGAUGCUUCGGUGGCGGUAUAA